Molecule: messenger RNA, 2601 nt
Organism: Chara braunii
Lineage: Eukaryota; Viridiplantae; Streptophyta; Charophyceae; Charales; Characeae
Source: the annotation of a GenBank genome assembly
CUAGCGUGGUAGGAGGUGGUGCCAAGUUUUGAGACGAUGUGGGAUGAGGCUGAUUUCCCGGUUGCUGUCCGACGGUUCCCCCCGUCUGCGGGUCAGAAUGGCGAGUACCAAGUACACUUCUGCUAUGGUAAAGCGGCAUUGCAACGUGGAUGGGGUCGCAGGGAAAGAUCCAAAAAGGGUGGCAAAUGUUGGGUCUGCAAGUACUGCGAUUUGAAAUUCUUGGGCAGCCUGAACCAUGUCAAGGAACAUUACUCAAAGGGAACCUGUGCGGCGGAGCAGAGCAGGAAGGUUUUCACAGAUGAAGAAAAAGAAGCAAGGAAGCAGGGGUUGAGACAGGCUCUGGCUGACGUGGCGAUGGCAAAUGGCGACAACAGUCUUCCUAGUGGAUCUAGUUUGGCUACUGCACCAACGGCUGUGGAGAAUGUGGGUAGGGGCAUGGGAAAAGGGGGUGCAGCAUCCGACACGCGACGAUCCGCUUCAUCUGUGCAGCAAAUGGUGUUGGAGGAGACGGACAGCAUCUUCACGAAGAACGAGAUGACGUCAAGGAAGGUCGACAACUGGAUGACCUGCACGAACCAACCUCUCAAUAUGGUGGAGAAUGAAAUUUACCUUGACAUGGUAAAUGCUAUACCGAAUGCCCAUCCCUCAUGGCGGAUGCACAGCAGGGAGGCCGCAAGGAAUGGUAGACUGGAUGGCCAGAACAAGAGGUGCAUCGAGGAUGUGCGGAUGAUUGCAAAGAAGUGGGAGAGAACAGGGUGUAUGGUGCAGAUGGAUGGGUGGUCCGAUAGGCGAGGGAGACCGCACAUCAAUGUGAUGGUCUCCUCCCCUAUAGGGACCGUCUUUUGGAGGUCCAUUUGUGUAGAAGGGAAGGAGAAGGACUCCACAGCGUACUACAACAUCCUGGAUGCUGCGAUCCAGGACAUUGGACCCAAGAGUGUGAUCGGGGUGAUCAUGGACAAUGCUAGAGUUUGCGUCAAGGCGGGGAAGCUUGUUGAAAAAAAGUACCCUUGGAUCUUCAGGGUUGGUUGCACAGCGCAUUCCCUCGACCUUGCAUUGGAGGACUUCGACAAGCGCAUUGGAUGGUUUUCCAGGACGGUCAAGAGAGCAAACGAGUUGGGGAAGUUCAUCAUGAACCACGACAAGGUUCGUGCAUUCUUCCUUGAACGUUCUGGCGGGGCACAAAUAAAGAGGCAAGGAGUGACAAGAUUCGCAACGAAUAUUAUCAUGCUGCAGUCCCUUUUGGACCGAAAGAAUGCCCUCAAACUUGUCGCAGGUGCGAAGGGCUGGGUGUCUAGCAUGGUGCGGACUGAUCUGCGGUCCAACUUUGAGAAAGCCACGGCCACUAUCCUUGACGAGAGGUUUUGGGACGAUGUUGAGAAGUCCGUCAAAGCCACGGAGACUAUUGUGAAGUUAUUGGGGAUGGUGGACGGUCCAGGGGCCACCAUCAGCAAGGUUAAUCAUCAUAUGGACGCCGUGGUGGAGGGAAUCAGGACGUUGGAAGUCCUUACGGACUUUGGGAAAGCGGAAGUGGAAUCGAUCCUCAUGGAUCCAUGGGCAUUCAUGACGUCGGAACUGCAUUGUGCAGCAACGUUCUUGGAUCCGGAGUUUCGUGCACAGUUUGCGAUCCACGGUACAGAGAUCCGGGCAGGGUUCAACAUAUGGUUGUACACAUGGGCCUCGUCGGACGAUUUGAAGGACAUCAGUUGGCAAGUGGAUGACUGGGUUCGCAUGAAGGGGGCAUUGGGGUCGAGAGAGGCAUUGGAUGGCGCGCGAUUGAAGACCCCGUCCAUGUGGUGGGACUCGUUCGGGUCGCGCUUGAACCUCCUGCAGCCCCAAGCGAUCAAGCUGUUAGGACAGGCAAGCUCGUCUGCUGCUUGUGAGCGCAAUUGGAGCUUGCACAAACUCAUUUUCGGCAGGAGGAGAACGAAGUUGCUGUCGGGCCGUCUCGCCAAGCUUGUGUACAAUAAUUGGAAUCUCCACCUGCAGUGGAGACAAGAGAAGGGGGCUGGCGAAGACGAUGUCCACAUCCCGUGGAUGGAGGAAUUACCGGAUGCAGAGAACAAGGCGAAGCAGAGCGCUAUUAUAACGAGUGGGUGCAGAAAGUAAAGGCGAGCACCGGGGAUACGGAGGCUGGCGCAGAGGGUGAUAGCGAUGUCAUUGCAGAGCUAAACGAUGAAGUUUCGUUUGCUGCUUGCAGGUUCGAUGAUGACGCAGUGUUUCUGCGUCGACAGCAACUACCAGGUGCGUUAUAYAUCAUCCCCMCCUCACAGUGCUUUCAAAAAAAAAAAAAAAAAAAAAAAUUCCGGACAGGACCGGACGGGGGAUUGGACCUCCCCGCACAGUUCGCGGACAAAACCGCACCGGACGGGCGAUGGCCCUACCGGACAGCGUGCGGCUCGGUGCGGCCCUGUCCGGUAGGGGUACGGGCCUGUAGGCCAGACGGGAAGGUCCCGACCCGGACCCCGUACAGCGGACCGGACCGUGCGGCGCACGGUACGGUUGCAAGUAUGGUCUCAACAUGUGGAAAAACGAGAUUUCGAACCCUUGCCAUGCUUGUGUGAGCAGUGCUCUCUGUCUUCCGAACAAAUUGCGCGAAGUUCU